Striga asiatica is the source of this 1015-nucleotide messenger RNA. The record is from the annotation of a GenBank genome assembly. NCBI's taxonomy places the organism in Eukaryota, Viridiplantae, Streptophyta, Magnoliopsida, Lamiales, Orobanchaceae.
AUGUCUGAACUGUGGAUUCAAACCCUAAAUGUGCCAGAAUGUCUGCAAUACCUGUGGGUGACGUCACAUCCCGUUUCACCAUUUCAUGAUUGCGUUAGAGGCUUAUGUGGAAAGGCUAAGGAAAUACUAAUGCAGGAAAGUAAUGUCCAGCCUGUGACAAUUUGUGGUGAUAUUCACGGCCAAUUUCACGACCUCGCUGAACUUUUUCGCAUCGGAGGCAAGUGGCUCUUAGUUUUGAAUACAAUAGGCGCCGUCACUUCUUCACAUGAAAAGAAUGAAAAUAUGAAUUUAUUUCCAUACACUAACUACCUAUUUAUGGGAGAUUAUGUUGAUCGUGGAUACUACUCGGUCGAAACUGCUUCUAAAUCUUUUGUUGCACGCUUGAUCGCGUUCAAGAAGUUCCGCACAAAGGAACAAAAUGUUACUAUUUUCAGUGCUCCGAAUUACUGUUACCGCUGUGGAAACGUGGCUCACCAUCUGAUUUUCUCCGUCGUCUCUGAAGUGUUGAGCAAGCGUGCAUCGUCCUUCGAUGAGUUGCUUCAAGCUGAUUUUCUCUUGUUGGGUAACAUUUUUCAAAAAGCAAUCUUUAUCGAUGAUAUUCUUCUCAAAACCAUUAUUAUUCUCCUCAAAGCACUCUCUGGGCUCAAUUUUGAGGUUUAGAUGGGAUUUUCUUGUUCUUUUUGACAUAGAGAUGUUGUAAUGUGGUUUGGUGAGGUUAAUUUUGCUUUGGCUUCCCAUAUUUUUCCCGUUCUUUUGUUGAGGAAAAUAUGUGGGGGAUUUGAGGUGUUUAAAUUGUGUUAGUGGUGAUUGCAAUUUGCAUGUUGUAAUUGAGUGAGUAGUAUUUUUAAGCAUAUGGUGGACUAAUGACACAUUUUAAGCGAUUGUGUUUUUUGGUUUUGAAGUGUUAAAGUGUCGUUUUAUAUUGGUUGGUCUAUUGCAAUCUCGAGUGGCAAAAUUGAUAAACCGACACCUUCAAGAAGGGGCAAUAUAUAUUAUAUAUGUAAGAAGCCUUCUA